Molecule: messenger RNA, 1785 nt
Organism: Rhodofomes roseus
Lineage: Eukaryota; Fungi; Basidiomycota; Agaricomycetes; Polyporales; Fomitopsidaceae
Product: delta9-fatty acid desaturase
Exons: 5
Biological process (GO): unsaturated fatty acid biosynthetic process
Cellular component (GO): endoplasmic reticulum membrane
Molecular function (GO): stearoyl-CoA 9-desaturase activity; heme binding; iron ion binding
Source: RefSeq, a predicted model, not a curated record
GGAUGGCCGCCACCGUUGGGCCUGCGAAGGGCGUAUAUAUUCUCUGCCCGAAAACAUGUCCCGCCGCCUUUCCUUCCCUCCCCCCGUCCACGAUGUCCACCGUCGUGCAGACACGGCCCGCGUCGCCAUCAAAGGCUCACCCCAGUCCUCCCCAGACUCCGCCGCACAAGCAGGCGAAGCUUACUAAGGAGGAGGAGCCGGCCGACAUGAACAUUCCCGACAACUAUGUCGCCUGGACCCUUAAGAACCAGAAGGCCCUUCCGCCCAUCACCCGGGACAAUUGGUGGAGGGAGUUGAACUACCUCAGCUUGUCUAUCCUCACGAUCACCCCGACCAUUGCCCUCGUGGGCGCGUACUACACGCAACUUCGCUGGGAGACAGCGCUCUGGAGUGUCAUCUAUUACUUUGUGACUGGCCUCGGCAUCACGGCGGGAUACCACCGUCUCUGGGCCCACCGCGCGUAUAACGCGUCCAAACCUCUCCAGUACGCACUGGCAACCGCAGGCGCAGGUGCCGUUGAGGGCUCGAUCAAGUGGUGGUCGCGUGGUCACCGUGCGCACCACCGCUACACGGACACGGACCUCGACCCGUACAACGCGCACAAGGGCUUCUGGUAUUCGCACGUUGGCUGGAUGAUUCUCAAGCCGCGUAGGAGGCCGGGUGUUGCGGACGUGAGCGACUUGAGCAAGAAUGAAGUCGUACGGUGGCAGCACAGAUGGUACCUGCACCUGAUCAUCAGCAUGGGUUUCCUGGUGCCGAUGACUGUCGCUGGUCUGGGGUGGGGCGACUGGGCAGGCGGCUUCAUAUACGCCGGUGCCGCUCGUCUCUGCUUCGUUCACCACUCGACGUUCUGUGUCAACUCGCUCGCGCACUGGCUGGGUGAGGCGCCCUUCGACGACAAGCACACGCCCCGCGACCAUGUUGUUACCGCUCUAGUCACGAUUGGCGAAGGCUACCACAACUUCCACCACCAGUUUCCGAUGGACUACCGCAACGCCAUUAAGUGGUACCAGUACGACCCCACGAAGUGGUUCAUUGCGACGAUGCAGAAGAUGGGGCUUGCGAGUCACCUUAAGGUCUUCCCCGAGAACGAGGUGCGCAAGGGCCAGCUCACGAUGCAGCUCAAGCGUCUUCGCGAGACGCAGGAGCACCUGACGUUCGCACCGGAUGUGAAUGAACUCCCGGUCAUCAGCUGGGACAGCUUCCAGGAGCAGGCGGCUAAGCGUUCUCUUGUUGUCAUUGGUGGCUUCAUCCACGACGUCUCCGCGUUCAUGGACGAACACCCUGGUGGCCGUCACCUCGUCACGAAGAACAUCGGCAAGGAUGCGACCACUGCAUUCUUCGGUGGUGUAUAUGACCACUCUAACGCUGCGCACAAUUGGCUCUCUAUGAUGCGGGUCGGCGUCCUCCACGGCGGCACACAACACGGUCUCGAGGACAAGAACGUUCCGCCCUCGCAGCGUCUUCGCAUCGCACGGUACAGCGAGCUCGGUUCUGGGAACGCGUCGUCGACGGCGUACUCGGACGGCGAGGGCCUCCUCGGCUGAGCUUCGUUCCUCUGUGGCCCUCGUGUAGCGCGUGAGACCCCAUGCACGCACCCGUUGUUGUAGUAUAUGUCACUUUCCUUUGGAUACGACGAAAAGGCAGCGUCGGAGAUUGGUUGGUCGGUGAUGCGACGCGUGGCUGAUGGUGAUUGUGGACUUUUUGCAUAGAUACAUUCGCUACGCUGUAGAUCAUCGCACUAUUUACGAACGGGAUGACGGAAUGAAAGGUUCAUUAGACCUA